Messenger RNA from Caenorhabditis elegans, 2339 nucleotides. It is a transcript of the gene mlt-10, whose product is annotated as Molting protein mlt-10. The record is from RefSeq and is marked reviewed. NCBI's taxonomy places the organism in Eukaryota, Metazoa, Nematoda, Chromadorea, Rhabditida, Rhabditidae. Gene Ontology annotation, cellular component: extracellular region; membrane. The coding region runs from base 127 to 2199 and encodes 690 amino acids. The transcript is spliced from 8 exons.
ACUUCCACAUCUGUCCGCACCUUUAUCUCGUCGCCCAUUUAUUGCUGCUUCAUUCUAUUAUCAUUUUAUCAUUUUAUCAAUUGCCAUUGGCCGAUUCAAAUUGGUAAUAAAUUUUGGCAAUAAAUCAUGAGAAAUUUGAACUUAAUAUUAUUUACGGCCUUGGCAGCCGUAACCUAUGCUAACGUCCAACCUCAUGAUAUUAGUCAAAAUGGAGCAGUUAAGGAUGGUAAUCAUUUAAGGAUUGACCUGAAUGAGACCUCAUCCGUGGAGCUUAUGGACAAAUGGUUGUCCCAGGCCUUCUCCGGACUUAUGGCGGCGGUGGCCUCUAAGAAAAUCGCCAAAAUGCCAGCAGAGCAUCAAAAUAUUGUGCAGCAAUGCUCGAAAGACGCAAAGGAUGUUCGGGAGCAUGCCAAGUGUCUUGUGAAGCUUCUCGAUGCUGAAAAAUCGGGAAAACUUGGAAGAAAGCAGUACCAGAAAGUGGUGAAGUCUCCAGAAACUAUCGUUUUACCUGAAAAUCCAAAAAUGCUGACCAAAAAGGAUUUGGAAAAGGCUGAAAAUGCUGGAGCUGCUGAAAAUAACGAGAAUCUGGAAUGGAUCGGCUCCUUCGGAACAGCCCGUGCAAAGCGCUCCUACAAAGUCGUCCAUCGUGACAGUUACGCCUUGAGAUCCACGGAUGACGUCGAUGGUAUGACAAAGCUGGCGAAAUCCCUUACAAAUACCGUUAGAGCUAUGAAAAAUAAGACGGAGCGAGCCGAGCCAUGGGUUGAAGCUGUCGGACGUAUCAAGAAGCUUGGAGAAGAGGCGAAACGGGAGAAGAAGAACCGUGAAGUUAUGAAGAAGAGACUGAAGCAGAUGAUUGAUAAUACACCGGCCGAGUUUGUGGAUCCACGGAAGCCGGUGGCUUUGAAGCAGGCAGAGAUGGAAGACGAGAACAAUGAAAUCGCAAAACUUAUGCGCAAGAAGGAAGCCGACGAGAUCCGUGUUCCACUGAAAUUCCUGAGAAAAGCUGUGAAGACAGCUCUGAUGCUCGGCGGCCAAAAUGUGACGGAUUUCGAUCAAAAAACGCUGAAAAUGGUCUCACCACGAAUGAUGUCGAUUGUUCCAGAGCAGGAGGAUGAGAGUUUGUUCAAUCUCCUCUCGCCAUCCUUAUUCUCGCUUCACGACGAGGGAGAAGGCAUCGAGAAGCUCACCUCACUGCCGCAUUUGUUGAAAAAACUGGAUAACCACGGACAAAAUGCCUGGAUGGAUUUUAUUGUGGAAGCCGCUGGCGUCAGUGAUGAGGUGACCAAGACUGAAAAGGUGUUCCGCGAGAAGAAGGAGAAGGAGUUGAGAGGAACCGAUGGAGUUCCACUUUACUUUACUAAGGAAAACGCCACAAAAAUCCUGGGAAACGAGGAAAAAUCAAAAAUCGAAGUUUUCGAGGAUCUCGAUAAGUCAUACAGUGAAGAGCAAAAGAAGAAGCUUAACGAUGAUGGAUUCGCAUUUUUGACUGAAAAACAAAUGGAAAGACUCUACGGAAAGGAAAGCCCGUACAAGCAUACAAAGGCGUUGAAGAAGUUCAAGAGACUGAGAGAUGACCCAGAGAAAUAUAUUGAGAAGGACAUCCGCGCCCUCGCUGAAGCCGAAAAGUUCCGAGUUGCUCGCCGAGCCGACAUCGUCUCCUCUCCAUUCAUCCUAACCCCUCUCACCUUCGCCUCGGCCCCUCUCUCCAACACAUUCAUCGUCUUGUCCCCACUGGUCCUGUCCCCAAUCACCCUGUCCCCAGCCGUCUUGGGACCAAUUAUCCUGUCCCCUUGGGUCUUUGUCCCACUGAUUCUGUCCCCUCGUGUCCUCUCUCCCCUGAUUGUCAAUCCCCUCGUCUUCUCUCCAAUCAUCCUGUCUCCACUGGUUCUCCAUCCGCUGAUCCUUGUCCCAGGAGUGUUCAAUCCGAUCAUUCUGUCCCCAUUGGUGUUGUCCCCGUUGAUCCUGUCCCCACAGGUGUUCACCCCAUUGAUCUUGUCCCCGUUCGCUUUGAAUCCUUUGAUCUUGACACCUAUGGUCGGAUCCCCGCUGAUCCUGUCCCCAUUCGUCUUGUCGCCAAUUAUUCUGUCGCCACAGGCGUUGUUCGCGGUCGUGUUGUCCCCGUACGCCCUGUCCCCACUGGUUGAGUCAAAGCUUAUUGCUGCUGAAGUUGUGUUGUCCCCAUCAUGGCUUUCAUAGGCUUUUCGACCUAAAAUCCCAACCACUAAUCGAGUAGAAAUACGUGCAAUAAUAAUUUAUUUAAUUUAUAGUAUGUUACCUAUUAAUUCAUUUUCAAACUUGUUACAUAUCAGUUCAAUAAACCGCAUUUUAAUAUAAAU